AACAAGAAGUGAUGAACUAUUUUCAGUUAGAACAUAGAAGAUAGCAUUAUCUUAAUAGGUUCCACGUGGCAUUUCCUAACUGGCACAAGAAAAUCUCCAAGAGGAGUUCUCAGUUUGCCACGUCAGACGAAGAUCAGAAUCCACUCAUUUAGGCUAAAGGCUAUCUCUUCAAACAAAUUUCAAAUCACCCAACAACACAAAAUAGUGAUCAAAGCUCAUGGCGUCUCUUGCAACUGUCGCCGCCGUGAAACCAUCCGUGGCCGUAAAAGGCCUUGGCGGAAGCUCACUCGCCGGAGCCAAGCUCUCCUUCAAGCCUUCCCGCCUAAGCAUCAAAACCAAAUCAAUCCGGUCUGGUGGUGUGGUGGCUAAGUAUGGAGACAAAAGUGUCUACUUUGACUUAGAAGAUUUGGGAAACACAACAGGUCAAUGGGAUCUAUACGGCUCUGAUGCUCCUUCUCCUUACAACCCACUUCAGAGCAAGUUCUUUGAGACAUUCGCUGCACCAUUCACAAAGAGAGGACUGCUCCUCAAGUUCUUGAUCCUCGGAGGAGGAUCUUUGCUUACUUACGUCAGCGCUUCCUCCACCGGUGAUGUUCUUCCCAUCAAGAGAGGUCCUCAGGAGAAGCCUAAGCUCGGUCCUCGCGGCAAACUUUGAUUUAGAUUCAUGCAUGUUUGUUACCUUCUCUCCCUCUUUAUAAUCCCAUAAACAUUUCUCAAUAUAUACUACAAUCUCUUCAAAUGAUUUUUGAUUUAUGUAUAUUAUGUUUCUCUUUUA
Molecule: messenger RNA, 775 nt
Organism: Brassica napus (rape)
Lineage: Eukaryota; Viridiplantae; Streptophyta; Magnoliopsida; Brassicales; Brassicaceae
Product: photosystem I reaction center subunit VI-1, chloroplastic
Exons: 3
Coding region: 218-655 (145 amino acids)
Biological process (GO): photosynthesis
Cellular component (GO): chloroplast thylakoid membrane; photosystem I reaction center; photosystem I
Source: RefSeq, a predicted model, not a curated record